Anopheles maculipalpis is the source of this 701-nucleotide messenger RNA. RefSeq names its product ferritin subunit-like. Gene Ontology annotation, molecular function: ferric iron binding; ferrous iron binding. Gene Ontology annotation, cellular component: cytoplasm. Bases 54 to 701 code for a protein of 215 amino acids. Lineage: Eukaryota; Metazoa; Arthropoda; Insecta; Diptera; Culicidae. The transcript has 3 exons. Gene Ontology annotation, biological process: iron ion transport; intracellular iron ion homeostasis. The record is from RefSeq and is a predicted model, not a curated record.
UGUACUGUCUUUUUGCAGCUUUCUUUUGUGUCAUCCGUCUGUCCCACUAGGAAAUGAUGAAAUCGAUCUUCUUCGGAAUCGUUGCCCUGAUGUUUGCGGCUGUUGUCAUGCAACAGGAGCAAGCAUCGGCACAAGUUACCGACACGGAUCUUCCCUCAAGCACCGACGAAUGGAACUACAUGAACCGAAGCUGCUCCGCUAAGCUGCAGGAUCAAAUCAACAAAGAGUUCGAUGCGGCACUCUUCUACAUGCAGUACGCCGCCUACUUCGCCCAGUACAAGGUGAAUCUGCCCGGAUUUGAAAAGUUCUUCUUCCACGCUGCCUCGGAGGAGCGCGAGCAUGGCAUGAAGCUGAUCGAGUAUGCGCUGAUGCGCGGACAGAAGCCCAUUGAUCGUAACACCUUCUCGCUGCACUUUGGCAAUCAGGUGCAACCGGAACCGGAGCAGGGUUCGGUAGCACUGACCGCACUGAAGGCUGCCCUCGCCAAGGAACAGGAGGUGACGAAGAGCAUCCGCGAGCUGAUUAAGGUGUGCGAAGAGGAUCACAACGAUUACCAUCUAGUUGACUACCUGACGGGUGAAUUCCUGGAAGAACAGCACCAGGGACAACGCGAUCUGGCCGGCAAGAUUACCAUGCUCAGCAAACUGUUGCGAACGAACCCGAAGUUGGGCGAAUUUAUGUUCGACAAGCAGAAUAUGUAA